Molecule: messenger RNA, 678 nt
Organism: Naegleria gruberi
Lineage: Eukaryota; Heterolobosea; Eutetramitea; Acrasida; Naegleriidae
Exons: 1
Coding region: 1-678 (225 amino acids)
Source: RefSeq, a predicted model, not a curated record
AUGAACACCACUAUCACUUCUUCCACUGGUUCUUCCUCCAAAUCCAAAACCAGAGGACGCAUUCAAAAGAAGGCACCAAGAAGACAGAAAACCUUCUCUCUCUUCUCCAAUCACAAUAUCCAAUCCACAAGUUUCAAAGUACUGCAGAGCACAGAGAAUUCCAUGAUGGGAGUAUUCAAAAAGACGAGAAGUAUGUGCAGUUUGGCUUCAUACGAAUCUGUUUGGAAUAUGAACAAUACCAUGAUACAGAACUCUAUGCCACAACAGCCAUGUGUACAUUCAAAUUGUCCUCCAAUAAUAGUCACUCUUACUUCCUCUCCAUCCAAUAAUCAUACGCAACAACAAUCACCUACUAAUACCACUCCUUGUACUGCCAGUAGAAAGAAGAGAGUCAUGUCUUCAUCUUCCUUGUCGAGUAUGUGUGAUUCCUCAUCUUCAGAAAACACAAUAAUUGCAGCUCCAAUUAAUAUCAUACCCUCAAUGCAAGGAUGCCAUCCAAUAUUGCCUCAUUCACAAUCCUCUCCACAACAAGUCAACAUUAGCUCCUUGAAUAUAACUCCAAUCAUGCAACCAUCCAUUGUUGAAAUGACAACAGAAUCUCUCUCGCCUUCAUCACCAGGGCAAUAUUUCAAAAAAGGAAGAAUCCAAAUGCCAACAUUAAGGGAGCUCUUGAAUUGA